Colossoma macropomum (tambaqui) is the source of this 1542-nucleotide messenger RNA. It is a transcript of the gene spina, whose product is annotated as spindlin-Z. Bases 407 to 1192 code for a protein of 261 amino acids. Gene Ontology annotation, biological process: gamete generation. Lineage: Eukaryota; Metazoa; Chordata; Actinopteri; Characiformes; Serrasalmidae. The transcript is spliced from 6 exons. The record is from RefSeq and is a predicted model, not a curated record.
GGAAGGCAGGGCCGCCUUCUGCUCAUCAAACGGAGAACCAAGGGGGGGAGAGUGAGAGAGAGAGAGAGCAGGAGAGGAAUAAUUUCCCCCCAUAGCAUGCUAAAACAAAUUUCCAAUAAAAAAGAGGGUUUUUGAAGCCCUUCCUCAAAGGUAAAAGACUGGACAGCCAUCCGCUGGCAGAGCCCUGUGUGGGCUGCUGAUAACCCAGCUGUCAGCUUUAAACCAAGAAUUACACAUUUCUGUCUGUUGGUGUCGUACCACUGGAUUAUAUGCCAGCGUUUCCCCCCAUUGUGAUCUUCCCCCCUUUUAUUUGAACCCCCUGUAUACUCUUUCAUUCAUCAGAAAGAGUACAGUCAAUAUUUUCACCCUAGUCCGGCAGCACAGCUGCUCCCCUACAUCCAGAUGAAUGAAGACCCCAUUCGGGAAGAACGCAGGCCAGAGAUCCAGAGCUGAUGCAGGACAUGCUGGUGUCUCUGCAAAUAUGAUGAAGAAAAAGAAUUCGCACAAAAAACACAAGAGCACCGUUGGACCUACCAAGGUGUCCCAGCCCCGGCGGAACAUAGUGGGCUGCCGCAUUCAGCACAUUUGGAAGGAGGGCAGUGGAGCAGCCUCUCAGUGGAAAGGAACAGUGCUAGAUCAAGUGCCCGUCAACCCAUCGUUGUACCUGAUCAAGUACGAUGGCUUCGACUGCGUUUACGGGUUGGAGCUACAUAAGGACGAGCGAGUGCAGGGGCUGGAGGUCCUGCCAGACCGUCUAGCAUCUACGCGCAUCAGCGAUGCCCACCUGGCCGACACCAUGAUAGGCAAGGCCGUUGAGCAUAUGUUUGAGACUGAAGAAGGCUCGAAAGACGAGUGGCGGGGGAUGGUGCUGGCCAGAGCCCCUAUUAUGAACACAUGGUUUUAUAUCACAUAUGAAAAAGACCCCGUCCUCUACAUGUAUCAGCUCCUCGAUGACUACAAGGAUGGAGACCUGAGGAUCAUGCCAGAUUCAAAUGACUCGCCCCCAGCGGAACGGGAGCCCGGAGAGGUAGUGGACAGCCUCGUGGGGAAGCAGGUGGAGUACGCCAAAGAGGAUGGCACGAAACGGACUGGCAUGGUCAUCCACCAGGUGGAGGCCAAGCCCUCCGUUUAUUUUAUCAAGUUCGAUGACGACUUUCACAUUUACGUGUACGACUUGGUGAAAACGUCAUAGGCCGGGCACACAGUGCGAGCGAGGGAGGAAGUCGCGGUAGCGAAGGAGGAGACUGACUUGGGAUGUGAUCCACAAACUCUGCCAAAAGUUCUCGUGGAACGUUUCUUUGCACCAUCUUAUGGAGACGUAACGAUGGAUAUUUCACUGGAGCCUUGGAUUGCCACUAGCUAAGUGUCUUUUUAUUGUUUUUCAGAUGAAGGGAUAGCUGUGUUUGACAUGAUAUUCCCUAAACAAAAGUAGCUUAAUAUUCAAAUGGUUGUCUUUUAGUAUUGUUCAUUCCUGUUGAUAACCAGUGAAGAUAAUGAGCAUACAUCAUUUCCACUAGCGAAAAGGGGGGGACAAAAAAAAAA